Messenger RNA from Aspergillus novofumigatus IBT 16806, 1736 nucleotides. RefSeq names its product GTP-binding protein RBG1. The record is from RefSeq and is a predicted model, not a curated record. Gene Ontology annotation, cellular component: cytoplasm. Gene Ontology annotation, biological process: cytoplasmic translation. The transcript has 10 exons. Gene Ontology annotation, molecular function: GTP binding; GTPase activity. Bases 188 to 1291 code for a protein of 367 amino acids. Lineage: Eukaryota; Fungi; Ascomycota; Eurotiomycetes; Eurotiales; Aspergillaceae.
GAUCUCUCCGCAGAAACGCAUUCACGACUUGACGUGCAUACGAUUUGUCUCGGGCAUAGACUGCUUUUCAGCGAGCGAGACAUAGGAGAAGCCUUACUGGAUUCUUCAUUCUUAUCCUUUAACCCUCUUUUUUUCGGUUUUAUAGAUUGCGCCUAGUACGAGGUAGUACUCGUACCAAACCGUCAAAAUGUCGACGACCGUGGAGAAGAUCAAGCAAAUUGAGGACGAGAUGGCUCGGACUCAAAAGAACAAGGCGACGGCAUUUCACUUGGGUCAACUCAAAGCGAAGCUUGCAAAGCUGAAACGAGAGCUGUUGACUCCAUCCGGCGGUGGCGGUGGAGGUGGUGUUGGUUUCGAUGUCGCUCGUACCGGUGUUGCCAGUGUUGGUUUCAUCGGCUUCCCCUCCGUCGGCAAGAGUACAUUAAUGAGCAAAUUGACUGGCCAACAUUCCGAGGCCGCCGCAUACGAGUUCACAACCUUGACAACCGUUCCCGGCCAGGUGCUGUACAACGGUGCGAAGAUUCAGAUUCUCGAUCUCCCCGGUAUCAUCCAGGGUGCCAAAGAUGGUAAAGGCCGUGGUCGUCAGGUCAUCGCAGUGGCCAAGACUUGCCAUCUCAUUUUUAUCGUCCUUGACGUCAACAAGCCGCUGCUCGACAAAAAGAUCAUCGAGAACGAAUUGGAAGGGUUCGGUAUCAGAAUCAACAAACAACCACCCAACAUUGUUUUCAAGAAGAAGGACAAGGGUGGUCUUGCCAUCACUAGCACCGUUCCCCUAACACAUAUUGACCAUGACGAAAUCAAAGCUGUCAUGAAUGAAUACAAGAUAUCUUCUGCAGAUAUUUCCAUCAGAUGUGAUGCCACCAUUGACGAUCUAAUUGACGUUCUCGAAGCCAAGAGCCGAAGUUAUAUCCCAGUCAUCUACGCCCUGAACAAGAUCGAUUCCAUUUCAAUCGAGGAGCUGGAUCUUCUUUACCGAAUCCCCAACGCCGUCCCCAUCAGUUCCGAGCAUGGCUGGAAUAUCGAUGAACUUCUGGAACAAAUGUGGGAGAAGCUCAACCUCAGACGAGUCUACACGAAGCCCAAGGGAAGGGCUCCUGAUUACUCAGCUCCUGUUGUCUUGAGAUCAAACGCGUGCACAGUCGAGGACUUUUGUAACUCCAUUCACCGGUCGAUCAAGGAACAGUUCAAGGUUGCGAUCGUCUAUGGCCGCUCCGUCAAACACCAGCCGCAGCGAGUCGGUCUCUCGCAUGAAUUAGCGGAUGAGGAUAUUGUCACGAUUAUUAAGCGCUAAGUAAUCUUGAUGGACAUGAAAUCCGAGAGUCCGUCCCAUAGUAGGAACGGCUGUGGCGAAUCGUGCACGAGAGCUUUCGAAGGUCUGUGUCAGUGAUGCUGCGCUAAGAUCCUUUUGCGAAAGGACAAAAGGGCCUCCCUUCGUGUGACAUAGCUCCGCGAGACGCCACGGGCGUGUGACGGGGCCGGACUAGACGAUCCGCGCACGGGCAGCAUGCUUGCCGGCUGCGACUUAAUUUCGGACAAUUUACUCGUUGGAGAUGAUCUACUGAUUCAUGGGCUAGAAUGGUCGCAAUGCUACCCUCUAGUGUUCAAGGUUGAGGUCGACAAGAGGUUAUGAUGGGCGUCUGAAAUCAAAAAGUUUCGAAGUCGGGAUCUUAUUUUUGAUUCAGCAGCAUGUACUCUAUACCUACUAUGUAGUAGCCUGCCGAAUUUUUUUCUCCUUC